Molecule: messenger RNA, 798 nt
Organism: Strongylus vulgaris
Lineage: Eukaryota; Metazoa; Nematoda; Chromadorea; Rhabditida; Strongylidae
Source: the annotation of a GenBank genome assembly
AUGGAUCGUUGGAAGCAUCGAUUGACUGAAUGUCAUAAUGCAUCUGCUGUCAAUCUAUUACGCAGUUAUCUCGAUUCAAGAAUUGAUUGGAAGAAAAGCGUUGUUGAGAAGCGGUGCAACUCUUGCGGCAGCCGCAGAUCUCCUGAAGCGAAGAUUAGUUGCAGCAGUUGUGAACUUGUGGUUCACUACUACUGCACUCGUCCAAAACUGCAAGAAAAGCCAGUCAGUUGGUUAUGCGCUACAUGUAAACAAAACGAAGCUAAAAAGAUCAAAGAAGAAGCUGCCGGUCUACGUGGUGCAGUGAAACCCAACUAUAAAGAGGAUGAUGGGGUUAGUGGCGAUGAAUCUGACGAAGAGGAGAGCGACGCCUCGGGUAGCGAGGAUGACGAUGACUUCUUUUCGAAAAAGCCACGUCGAACGACUAAGCGAAAAGGCUUCAGUAUAUUUGACGACGAAGUGACAGAAGAUAAGGCAUCAAGAGCAAAACGAGCAAAGGUGAACAAGGUUGCAGAGGAUUGUUUGGAUCUUCUAAGUCGUGUCAAGUCCGCGAAUCGACUAUAUCGCGCUCUGCAAGCUAUCCCACCUGGUCGAGCAACGAGAAGAGCUACACCUUCAUCUAUCACUAGUCUUGAAGAGGGAAUACCUCAGUAUGCGUCGCUGUCAUCUUUCGCCGCUGAUUUGGACUCGUUCUUCAAAUAUGCGCAUUCUUACUUGGAAGAGCAUAAUGAGCGAAAGAUGGAAGAUCUCGAGAAUUUGCUUAGCGAGUUAGAACUUGAUUCUAUAAUUAAAGUAAACUAA